Molecule: messenger RNA, 1272 nt
Organism: Brugia malayi
Lineage: Eukaryota; Metazoa; Nematoda; Chromadorea; Rhabditida; Onchocercidae
Gene: Bma-swan-1
Exons: 10
Coding region: 1-1272 (423 amino acids)
Cellular component (GO): nucleus
Molecular function (GO): protein binding
Source: RefSeq, a predicted model, not a curated record
AUGUUUUACGGUUUUGGACAAAUGGUUGCAACGCCAUCAGGGAAUUCUUCAUCACUUUCAUCCACUACUACUGGUACACAACAAAUGUUGCAGCAACAAAUAACGACGAAUCAUCAAAUUGCUAGUACAACUACUACAUCAGUACCAACAAAUACUAAUAUAUCUCGGCCGUCAGGACCAAGCAGUAUCGAAAGUGCUCCCCCUCCAACACCAACAAUUGCAGCUCCAGCUCCUCCUGCUCCACCGAAGCGUCGCCAGAUUUAUCGUUUUACCUCAAGUCGACCACUUUUUGCAGCCGGUUGGUCUAGUAAAACUGAUUCAGAGGGUCGAUGGCGCAUUGCGGUUGGUAGUGUUGUGGAGGAUAAACCUCAUAAUAAUAGGGUAUCAGUCAUACAAUUGGAUGAGCAACAAGGUGAGCUUGUGGAAAGGCUUUCAUUUGAGCAUACAUUUCCUCCUAACUGUAUUCAGUGGAUCCCAGAUAUGAUGGAUUCCUAUCCCGAUCUUUUGGCAACCAGUGCAGAAUGCUUGAAAAUUUAUCGAGUAGAGCCAAAUUCUGUAAUGAUGGAAUGCAUUCUAAAUAAUAAGCAAGCAUCAAAUUAUUCGGGACCGUUAACGAAUUUCGAUUGGAAUGAUAUUGAUCCAACUUUGAUUGGUACUUCGUCAAUUGAUAUGAGUUGCACCAUAUGGCAACUUGAAACGGGACAGGCACUUGCUCAGACUAAAAAAACUAAUGGCAGUGUCAAGACGCAGUUGAUAGCUCACGAUAAACCAGUGCAUGAUAUAAAGUUUUCGAGAAUAAAUCGUGGGCGUGAUAAUUUCGCUACUGUCGGUGCGGAUGGAAGUGCUCGAUUAUUUGAUUUACGAAAUUUGCAACACUCUACGAUAGUUUAUGAAGAUCCUCUACGUUCACCAUUAAUGAGACUAGCAUGGAACAAACAAGAGAGUCAUUACUUGGCUACUUUUGCGCAAGAUUCUGCCGAGAUAGUAAUAGUGGAUAUAAGAGUGCCUUGUAAUCCCCUUGCUCGACUUCAUAAUCAUCGCGCUUGCGUAAACGGUAUUGCUUGGGCUCCACAUUCUUCAUGUCACAUAUGCACAGCCGGAGAUGAUCGUCAAGCUUUGAUUUGGGAUAUUUCACCAAUGCCGAGACCAGUUGAAGAUCCAAUAUUAGCCUAUCAAGCUGAAGGAGAGGUAAAUCAAGUGCAUUGGUCAGCUUCUCAGAUAGACUGGAUUUGUAUUUGUUUUGGAAAAUGUUUGGAAAUUCUCCGAGUUUGA